GGCAUCAGCCACAGUCCGGACGGUUUAUCGGAUCAGAUCUGGCUUUUCGUGCCGGAAUGGGACAGAUCCUGCGUUAGUCGUUGUCGGCACAGAACUGUACGAGUAGACUAUGGGCGCUGUACGAUACCGUACCGUGCCGUGCCUCCGCCGUCAAAAGGCCCAGCUGUCGUUCCAUUUUUAUUCCUAUUUUUUCACGUCUUUUAUAUAUAUAUAUAUUUUCCCAUCUUUUCCCCUCUUUUCCCCUCUUCCUCUCCCUUCUCUCUCGCUUUCCGGGUGCCCAGGGAGGGAGAGGUUGCACCGGUACCCUGACCGUGCUCGUUCUCGAGUGCUACCGGUAGUACGGUACAUUACAGUACCGGUACCUGUAUCAUACCACAGAACCCAUAUUCUCCUCGCAUCACUACGGCACCAGUGCCUCAUCUUGCCCCCUCCUCCUCCACAUAUAGACCACCACAGCCAUCCCACCUCAUCACUCGACCCCCGCCCACAUCAUACCCAGCUUCCGGCCCCAGCCUUGACCGGCACCACGAACUCAACAUAUCAGACUCGCCUGCCAUCCGACAUCGAUACCCCUACCGCAUCGUUGCGAUAACCCUACUGCCGCUCCUCCCAUCGCAGCCCCUUCUUCCCCCUUCCCGUUAAACGCCACCUAUACCCUUUCCUUCCCAUCCCUUAAGCCCCCCCCCAAACCCCUCGCCAACCUUAAAGACAGCCCCUUUCCUCAUCUUCCUUCAUCGAGAUGGCAUCGUCGGACCGCCUUCGUUUGAUCCGCUCAGCACGAAACUACCAUAUCUGUGGCCGCGUGGUAAGGAAUCCCUCGCCCCAUCGCAUCCCUACAAUCAUCGCUAACAUCCUUCCUUAGCCCCUGGUUAAUGUCGUUGCGCUCUUUAUCGAGGUGGCGGGAUUAGCUCGUGUAGCUAUGCAAUAUGACCUGCACUUUGGCUCCAAGCCAAUAUUAACCAUGAUGAUUACCAACUCGGUAUAGUGCCUUUUUUUCUCCUUUUUUCCUUUUUCCCGUUUGAAAUGGCGUGACCCUGACUUUCUGGAUGCCCUUGAGCUCGACCUGAAGGCUAAUAGUGGAAUCGUUAUGCCAGUUGCUGAACGGAGUGGCAGACACCAUCGCCCAAACCGCCACCACCAUACGGGCUAAAAACCGCAGACCUCGGGACCUCGGAAAGAAGGAUAGCAUCUCAAUAGAGAUCCACGAGUUGAACGAGAAGGGACCCUUACCCACCCAUCGAGCGGAACUCUUGACCAGCACACCACCGCCCCUUGACUUCGAACGGUUGGUGAGAUAUAUGGCAUGGGGUAUGCUAUGUGACGGAAGGUUUCGAGCAAAGUAAACAAUCUCUAACCCUAUACCCUCUAGGUUUCCUUAUUGCGCCGUUGCUAUUCAAAUGGUUCGGGUUUCUCUCGGAUACCUUCCCCAUUACGCCAACCAGCAGAACCGCACCGGCUCUCUGGCGUGUAGCCAUUGAUCAACUCAUCUUCUCUCCUAUCUGUAAGUUGUAUACUUGAGAACUCCACACUGAACUAUCCCAAUAAUCGUGUCUAUGCGUUUUAGCCCUCGCAGUCUUCUUCACCUAUAUGACCCUGGCGGAGGGAGGUGGAAAGAAGGCCGUCAUUCGAAAGUUCGAUAUGGUUUACCUUUCCGCUUUGUAUGCACCCUUCUGCACGCUUGCCCUAAAUACCCUGGCUUAUCAAAUGAUCCUUAGGAAAUCCAACUAUAUUCUAUGGCCAGCUGUUCAAAUACUAAACUUCCGAGUUGUUCCUCUUUCGCUCCAGCUGGUUAGUUUGGAACCGUAUUUCACCCAACGCGGUGCAAGCAAACUGACCUUUUAUAUCUGCAGCCUUUUGCCUCGACCGUUGGAAUCGCCUGGACAGUGUACCUUUCGCUCACCAACGAUGCCGCGGAUUAACUGCCCGUUGUAUAUCCCUGUUUCACUUCCCGUAGACUCGGCCCAAGAAUCUCUCAAAGACAGUCCAAUACCAAACCCCCCCACAAGCCCAACUCUCACGGCUAGUAGGCUAUCAAAAAAAAAAAAAAAAAAGACAAGCCUGCUUUCUUUCCAUCCCCAUCCUUUCCACUUUCCACGCUUUCCUUUCUGGGGUCCAAUUAUUUGCAUAUAUGGUGGGAUAAGGGCAAGG
Messenger RNA from Tuber aestivum (summer truffle), 2148 nucleotides. The record is from the annotation of a GenBank genome assembly. NCBI's taxonomy places the organism in Eukaryota, Fungi, Ascomycota, Pezizomycetes, Pezizales, Tuberaceae.